CUUAUAUUUAAUAUCAUUGGUGUGAUAGUUAAUCAGCGACAGGCACAAAUGGAGAAAAUGUUAUACAUUCUUCUUUAGGAUGAAUAUUUUCAGGAUUGCUGACUGUUUCCAAAGGAUCUGGGAACUUCUUCAUAAAACUGGGUUGGGAAUCUGGACCUACAUGUGGGACAUUAAUUUCCUAAAAAUACAAGAAUUCAUGCUGGAUAUCUGGCUUGCUUACUCCAUACCAUUACCAUCCAGCCACAGUCAGCUGUUGUCCUUAUGUGUGAUCUGCUCCUGCAUUGCAGCAUCUGUUGGAGGCCUCUUCUACUGCUGGAUGUUUUCCUCUCUGCAAUAUUCCUUCCAGUUUUCUGCCUUGGCAUCCUCUGUCCUUAGUUUCCUUGUGUUCCUAAUCCUCUUUUUGGUGCAUCCAGUCCGGUGCCUGUUUACCACAAUUGUGCCUACAUUAGGGACUAGGCAAGGAAGAAGGCUGCUUCUGUCUGCCUGCUUUAUGAUUGUAGCUGUCAACAUUAUCCCAAAUAUUAUGAACAAUAUCCAAGCAAUCCUGAAAAUCAUUAAAUGCACCUGCAAGAAUUCCAUGGAAAGCCUUGUGGCCUCAAUGCUCCUGUUGGGUAAUGCUUCGUGGGACUUCAGCCACUCUCUGAAAGACAUAAUUGACAACAUGCCCUAUAAAUUCCUGAGCUCAAGGGAUAGCCAUGUUCAGUUUAGAAAUCACAGUAAUAUCUUUCAAGUAAAUGAGAAAAUGGUUAACACUAGCCAAAGUAUCAAGGAAGACUUUUUAUAUGCUGAUAAGCUGGUCCAGAAGGUCAUACUUUUGACCAACCGGGCGUCGGCUGGGUUCUUUCUCUUUUAUCUCCUUUUCCAAGCAACAUGGUACCUGAAGAACUAUCUUACGAAUGUUUGUUUUGAUAAUAUUUACAUUACCCCAGAGCUGGAAGAUUUGGCUCGGGAAAACAAAACAGCUGAUUUGCUGUUUUGCACAUCCAGGAAGUUAAUUAAACCAACCAGCUUCAAAUUGUCCCCAAAAGAACUCAAGGCUUCUCUCAGACACAUUUUUCUCCUCACAUUAGUUCUAGUGGUGAUGCUGCUUGUUAUAGCAACGGACUAUAUUGCCUUUCAUUUGGCACAAACAGCUGUAACUGAAAUCACUCAGAUCCCUGUUGUCCCAGUUACGUUCUGGGUAAAAUAUGAAAUCGAACUAAGUUUUCUUGGUUUCCAACCUUCCGUCAUGGUUCCAUUUGAGAGAAAUUACCAUCAAAACCUGACCUUUGUUUCUUUUAACUGCUUCAUGCAAAUGCCAACUCCUCCCAACACGGCUUUGGUUCUAGCCGUUGUGCUUCUCUUUUGCAUCAUUUAUGCUACGGUGUUUUUGGAAGCAUACUCCCACCGUCUGCGCCGAAAAAUUUCAGCCUCCUUUUUUCAGAACCAAGAGAACCAGAGAAUCCAAUACCUCUACAAGAAGCUCAUUAGAAAGCACAAGAAAAAAGAGCAACUGGAGGCAUCAGUACUUUGUUAAAUGGUAAUUUGCAAGAGCAGGUUGCACCAUUUCUGGAAUUAACAACAAUUAAAGCCAUAAUAUAUAAUCACAAUUCUAAAGGAAAAAAGCAAUAGAGGGUAAUAUAGAAACUGGAUGAUACACAACUCAAAGGAGUGUGAAUACACAGAUUUAUCAUAAAAUAAAAAAAUCCCAUUUGAAUCAAGCACAACUCCUGAUGAUUACAUAAACAGGGGCAUUUAUUUAUUUGUUUAUCAUGUUUUUACAACUCCCUAACUUGCAACAACUCCAGGCAGGAUGCAAUUUUUUUUAAAAAAAAGCCUAAUACAAAAGAUGCCAGUAACCAGAGAACCAACAUAACCUGCUACCAACAUAAAUUGCACAAUUGCUUUUCAGAACACGAACUCCAGGAAAGUCAUAUCCUGAGGGGGAGUAAACAGGUUUUCAAGGCCCUUAUAAAGGGCAGGAGGGCAAAGCUAUUUAAAAAGCUGGGGAAGAAGAUUCCAAAUGCACAUUAAAAAGGAGUAGGACCUUGAUUGUGUGGUUUGCUGCCCUCUUGAUUUUCUUUAUAUCCUUUCCUGGAUAUUUCUGAUUUACAAUAUAGUUUCUGCAUUAUUUCCUGCCUCAGAAGAUUAGAAAACUGUUAUACCUAAAACGUUUGGCAAUUGUGGUAGCAAGAGUUACAAAAUGUGCACACACAAAAAAAAAAAAAAAGAGAGAGAGAGAGAGAGAGAAAGAGAGAUUGGUGGCUAUUUUUAACCCUUAGGCUUUAUUGGUUAGUUAGUUAGUAUUAGAUAUGGAUACUGCCUCACUCCCAAAAGGCUCCCAGAGACUCUGGGGAGUUGAAGUCCACAAGUCUUAAAGGGACCAAGGUUGGAGACCCCUGCUCUAGUGUCUUAAAAUACAUAGCGAGAAACCAAACAAUAAAAACAUACCUGUAUCCAGAAAACAGCCACAUUUAUGAGAAACCAAAAUCCAACAUAGCCUCUGCACCCAUCCUAAUCCUAGGCCUGGAAGCUCAGCCACAUUUCUAAGUAUGUUUCGAAGAGCAGGAACCAUAUGAAUUUCUGAGGGAAAUGCUCCUGUGCAGGGGCUGCUUAGUGCUCACUUACAUCAAUAUCCUUGGUCAUGCCAAUGGUUCUCUCUUUCUUGCAAUUCUUCCAAUAUUGUUGCAAGUGAUCAAUUUCCUACGCAUUCAGUCUCAGGGAUGGGUUUGGAGCAGCGGAGAGUUGGCAUGGAGGCCUUAGUCCUCAUGAAUUUAUGAAAUGUUCUUCUUAUUUAAAUGCUUUCCUUUGCAUUUCUAUCGGCAUAUCACUCCCUGCCAUUCUGUUCUUAAGCCCAUUUGCAGGAGGGGAGAACUGUGUGUCUGUGUUUUUUGCCCAGUCUCUUGAAGCUGACUAAUACUACCCACGUUAAAACAAACAAACAAACAAACAAACAAACAAACAAACAUCCAACUCUGUGUAUAACAUCCACAGCAAAGUUCACAAAAACUAUAGUACUGGAAGAAUUUCCUUCCCUGACCCAGAGAUACAAAAUAAACUUCUUGCUAAAUUAAGAAGGGAUUUGCC
This is a messenger RNA of Ahaetulla prasina, 3066 nucleotides long. It is a transcript of the gene OCSTAMP, whose product is annotated as osteoclast stimulatory transmembrane protein. Gene Ontology annotation, cellular component: membrane. Bases 80 to 1516 code for a protein of 478 amino acids. The record is from RefSeq and is a predicted model, not a curated record. The transcript has 4 exons. Lineage: Eukaryota; Metazoa; Chordata; Lepidosauria; Squamata; Colubridae.